AUGGAUUCGCAAUCAACAUGUCUGACCCCAAAGCGACCGGCGGUGGAUCAAAGUCGCGGACGGGAUGCUCGGAGUGCAAACGGAAACGCGUGAAAUGCGAUGAGGGCAAGCCUAGUUGUGGAAGGUGCAAGAGACAUCCCGAGCGAUGUUCUUACGAGUUGAAGUUGUCAUGGACGCAGGGUCGACCUUUUAAGAAGCCAAGGACAAAAGAGCCUUGGGUCACGAAUUUGAAUGCAAGUGUUGCAACUUCCAAUCCUGAUGCGACGCAGCCUGUCUCCGCCGCUCAACUCGAGGNNGGGGAAACCGCUAAUAACGCAACUUCGACUGCUGAUUCGCAAUCACUACAACUCCCGUGUAUCUCACAAAAUUCUAACAUAGAAGCAUCGAAUUCAUUACAACCUUUCGAUGACUCCAUUGACCUCGAUGACUAUCAAGACUCUUUUCUCCUGCCUGAGGACAGUACACUCGCAGAUGCAAAUCUGCUUGAUGUCCCAUCUGACCUUGAUUUUGAGCCAGCUGACGAAACAAUCGAGCGUGAUGUUUCUCUUGUGCCUUACCAGCACUACUCUCCACCGAGUCACCAAUAUCCACUCUUGUGUCCAUCUGAGUCUCCUAAUGCUUACUUUUUCCUUCACCAUUAUAUCACGCAUACAUCGCUUACGCUCUUUCCACUAAUGGCACCUUCGAUACAUCAAGAGGUCCUGACGGUCGCGGCUCAGACACCACAUUUACUCUCGGCAGCUUUAGCGCUAUCUUGCGAUCAAGUACGGCGCCUCCGUGGAAACGAUUCGAUCGAGCUACAGAACAGAGCAUCCUUCUUCUUACGCAAGGCUAUCACCGGUCUACGGAAAGCAAUGAACGAUCCAACAGAAGCUCCCACCUUUUCUACCAUAUGCACUGUUCUCUUUCUCUGUACGAACGAAGUCAUGGCUGGAAACACUAUGGCCAUGCGUACGCAUCUCAAUGGUGCAGAACACUUGCUGUCCCUUGCGCUUGGAAAAUCUAGACACGAAGCAGUCACGGACCUGGAUGGCAAGAAGUUGUUCCUCAUCCGCUGGUUUGCUGUCGUAGAUAUCUUUGCCAGCAUCAUGAGUCUCGACAAGACCACCUCAUCAGACGGCCAAUUCUGGUCGAUAGGAGCUCCAAGCGGCACUUCCUCACCACAGUACAUCGACGAGUUCGUCGGCUUCUCACUGGAGCUGAUGCCAGAUCCUGUGCUUGUGGAUGAGGCCGUCUACGUACACCAAAUGUUCGUACACGCCGCACUUUUACAUCUGUACCGUCGUGUACAAGAGCUUCCAGAACUCGAUCCCAAACCUGCGGUAGCGCUGGCUUCUAUGCUAGAUCUACUGGGUAGAUUAAGACCAGAAUCACCUGCUAAUGUUCUGAUCCUUUGGCCGCUGUUCACAGCAGGAUGCGAGGCUGAAGAUCCAGAGUUGAGAGAUUACAUCGAAGCUUGUAUGAAUCGCAUCCGGAACUACGGGUGGGGCAAUGCAGACGCCGCUUCAACAGCCCUGAGAGCCUAUUGGGAUCAAGGCAAUGGCGAGCGCUGGGAUGUGUUCCUUGAGCGAAGAGGCUUCGAUGUUGUGCUAUUC
Aureobasidium musti is the source of this 1595-nucleotide messenger RNA. The record is from the annotation of a GenBank genome assembly. NCBI's taxonomy places the organism in Eukaryota, Fungi, Ascomycota, Dothideomycetes, Dothideales, Saccotheciaceae.